CCCUUCCGGCCCCGGGAGCGGCGUGCGGUUAAACGCGGUUCGCGGACCUUUGGUCUAAGACUAGAAAACCGGGGAGCCAGGGGAUCCGAAGAGACAAGGAGAGUCCUAAGAAGCCAUGGGUGCCUCCAGGCUCUACACCUUGGUGCUGGUGCUGCAGCCUCAGCGCGUGCUGCUGGGCAUGAAGAAGCGGGGCUUUGGGGCUGGCCGCUGGAACGGCUUCGGGGGCAAGGUUCAAGAAGGAGAGACCAUCGAGGAUGGGGCCAAGAGGGAGCUGCAGGAGGAGAGCGGCCUGACUGUGGACAUGCUGCAAAAGGUGGGCCACAUCACAUUCGAGUUUGUGGGUGUCCCCGAGCUGAUGGAUGUGCACAUCUUCCAAACUGACAGCGUGCAGGGGACACCCACGGAGAGUGACGAAAUGCGCCCUCAGUGGUUCCAGCUGGACCAGAUCCCCUUUGGUGACAUGUGGCCUGAUGACAGCUACUGGUUUCCACUCCUGCUUCAGAAGAAGAAGUUCCAAGGGUACUUUAAAUUCCAGGGCCAGGACACCAUCCUGGACUACUCGCUGCAUGAAGUGGACGCUAUCUAGCAUGAGCUGCUGGUCCCUGCUGGGUCUGGCUGCUGGGCAGCCACAGACUGUCGGUCCAUCUGGGCUCAGGAUGCCAUGGUCAGGGCUAUGUCUUCUCUUUUGGAGAUGAUUGGACAGAAAGAAAAAUAAAAGUCUUUGCUUUUUUAA
This is a messenger RNA of Chinchilla lanigera (long-tailed chinchilla), 733 nucleotides long. RefSeq names its product nudix (nucleoside diphosphate linked moiety X)-type motif 1 (gene Nudt1). The record is from RefSeq and is a predicted model, not a curated record. Gene Ontology annotation, molecular function: 8-oxo-7,8-dihydroguanosine triphosphate pyrophosphatase activity. The transcript has 4 exons. NCBI's taxonomy places the organism in Eukaryota, Metazoa, Chordata, Mammalia, Rodentia, Chinchillidae. The coding region runs from base 116 to 586 and encodes 156 amino acids. Gene Ontology annotation, biological process: DNA protection.